Amphimedon queenslandica is the source of this 3174-nucleotide messenger RNA. Its product is annotated as protein NLRC5-like. NCBI's taxonomy places the organism in Eukaryota, Metazoa, Porifera, Demospongiae, Haplosclerida, Niphatidae. The record is from RefSeq and is a predicted model, not a curated record. Gene Ontology annotation, molecular function: protein binding. The coding region runs from base 15 to 3077 and encodes 1020 amino acids. The transcript is spliced from 11 exons.
GUAGACGCGUAAAAAUGUCCUUGUCACAGUUAGAGGGAACAGUAGUAUCUAUGGAGGGAAUGAACAAAAGCCAGGCGAAAGAAGUCAUAGACCUCGACAAUAAACUAAAAGACCAAAAUAUCGACUUAUCGUACCUGAUCCCUGGUUUUUCUGGUAGUGGCUUUCGUAAACUAUGCGUUCACCUGCAAAAAAGCGGUUUUGAUCCUAACGAAGUAAUUCCAUUUUUUCACACAUUAUUAAGCCAUCUGGGGCUGAGUCAAUGUGUUCCAAAACCCUCAUCCAUUCAGCCAUUAAUAAGUUUUGAGAGUAAUUUUGAAAAGGAGGAUUUCAAAGCAAUUCAAAUGAGAUGCUUCAUUGUACGAGUGUAUCGAAAGCUUGACAAUGACCUCCGUUCAUCAUUCCUUGAAAGUAUUUGCUCUAUGUGUAGGAUCAACUCAGAGAGUUACUCUGAUAGCUACAAGCUAUUUAAAUAUAUUGAAAAUGGAGAAUAUGUUCACACUCAUGAUGAGACUGGGCUUUUCUUCAUCUUUUCAGCACUUACGACCAAUGCAGAGUAUUCAAAAGUGUUAACUUUUGCUAAAGAACUGAUUCAUAAGGUCUGUCCAGAGUUAACUGUGCAAAAACUUGAACGAAGCAUGAUGUGGAUUAAGGAAUACAAAUAUUAUCCGCAACAUGUCAUUUCAGAGCUAUCAAAUAAGGUAAAAGUGACAUACAAAGACAUGGAUGAUAUUCCAACUGGUGACUUCUUUUCUCCUUGGCCCAAAGUUGAUCGUACACGCUAUGUGACCCUUGCUCUUGUCAAGAAUAUUGGUAUCACACGAGAUGAUGACUUCUCCCACCGCACCCUCAGAAAAUCAGAAGACGACAUUCCUCGACAUAAAGAUGCUGUCACGUAUGAGGAAGUGUUUGCUAGGAAGCUGUUACAAAAAGCACAAAUUCUCAUCAGUGGACGUCCUGGAGCUGGUAAAACAGUUCUAUUGACUAAGGUUGCCAAGGACUGGGCAAAAGGAGAAUGCUUACAUGAUGUCAACCUAUUACUACAUAUUUCACUUCGUGAGCUGGCUCGUAAAAGUGACUUUCCUCAAUUAGAAGAUGCCGUAAGUUUAUGCCUUUUAGACAAGGAGAAAGUCCACGAAUUAGCUAAGGUAAUUGAUGAGGUCAACGGAAAAGGAAUUUGCUUUGCUUUUGAUGGCUUGGAUGAGUACCCUAAACGCAACGAUCCUAGUGAUGCCAUCAUGAAAAUUAUUCGUAAAGAAUUUCUACCAUUAGCCACUGUCAUUGUCUCAUCUCGUCCAACUGCUUCUAGCUGUGUACCUGUACAAAGCAGAGAUCUACAUGUUGAGAUAAUUGGUUUUAUGCCCGAGCAGAUUAAAGAGUAUGUCACUCAAUACUAUGAGUCACUUCAUACGCCUCGUGAAGCACAAGACCUUCUCUCGUACCUUGAUAGUCAUCCGAAUGUCAAGGACAUGUGCUAUCUACCACUACACUUAGCUAUGAUACUGUACAUUAACCAGUUCAAAGGCAGUAAUCCACUCCCUGAGACAGAGACUGAGAUCUAUACUCAGUUCAUUGCUCAUUCCAUUAUUCGCUACAUUAAAAAAAAAGAAGAGGCAGAUGACUACAUGAUCAACAUUAGGGAUUUCAAGGAUUUAGAAAGAGAGCUGAAAGAGGAGGGACAAGAUGAAUUGGAUUUGUUCCAUACAAUCUGCAUGAUUGCGUUUGAGACAAAGCUCAAAUCACACUUGAUUUUUGACAACAGUUAUCUCAUAGAUAACUUCCCCGAUCAUUUUAGCAGUCGCUCUAAUCGUAAAAAGUUAUCAAAGAAUGGCUUGGGCAUUUUGUCCAAUUAUACUAAAAAGAUUCAAACAGGUGAAGAGCCACAGUACAGUUUCCAGCACUUGACCGUUCAAGAGUUCCUGGGAGCUUACUACCUCAGUAGAGUUAGCUCUGAAAAGUGUCUGGAGUAUAUUAUGUUACACGGAAGGUCUAGCGAUUUGAGAGAGUUCUGGAGGUUUUUCUUUGGUCUCACAAAAUACAGCCCCUCAUCUCCAGCAUACUUUGGUAAGAUCUUAGCUGCAAAUUGUACCCAGGGCAGUGAAACACUGUUCCUUGCUCGUUGUCUUUUUGAAGCUCAGAAGUCUGAGUACAGCACUCAAAAUUGCAGGGAUUUCCUGGCAUCGAGAAACGGAAAGGUUGAUGUUAGUAAUAUCAUUCUUAAUUCUCCAGACUGUGCUGCUAUUGGGUACUCAGUCUCUCAGUGUCCUCUUGAUCUGAGGGAGCUAGUCAUGAAUUACUGUCAAGUUGGUCCUGGUGGAAUUAGAGCUAUGAAUUACCAAAUGGAUCAAGUAAAAGCCGUUUUUACCAAUGCCAUAAAUAUGCAGGUAAGAUCACAAUUUAAUCCUCUUGGCAACGAAGGAGGGAGCCCGUUGACUGAUAUAUUAGAAAAAAUGCCACAUCUUACUGAACUGAGGCUUUAUGGUAAUGAACUUGAAAAUCAAAAGCUCUUAGAGCUGCAACCAGUCAUUUCACCGAUGACUAAUCUUCGCAUUCUUGUCCUGACUAAGAAUAAUCUUGGUCCCAAGUCAGGCGAAACCAUUGGCAAAGUUAUUUGUAACUUGAGAAGUUUGAUCCAGUUCUACGCAAGUUAUAAUCCAAUCGGUACUGAAGGAUUGGAAGCUUUAUUGCCGGGACUUGUCAACUGUAAACAAUUGCAAAGGCUUGGGUUUCGUGACUGUCAGCUUUCUAGCAAGUCAGGUCAACUGUUUAGCAAAAUAAUAUCACAACUGUCAAACCUUGAGCAACUUGAAUUGUAUCUUAACCAGCUUGGUGAUGAUGGUAUUGAAGACAUGAUUGAGAGUCUUAAAGUUGCUCCAAACCUGAAACAAUUAAGUUUCACACAAAAUGGCAUCACUGAUAGAGGUGGUUGCCGUUUAGCAGAACUAGCUGAAGUCACACCUUCAUUGCAGCAAAUGAGGUUGUUUUAUAAUCAGGUCUCUGAUGUGACGAGGAAAGCAUUUUAUGAUGCUGCACAAAAGAGGGCACAGAAAGAACUCCAUGAAGUUCGAUAUGCAAUUUGAUUGCUACUUUAAUUUGUAUUGAUUUUUCAUUGGGAAAUUAUUGUGUGAACCACAUCAACAAUUAAAUAGAUUAUAAAAAAGGGAAAUUUUUGUCAAA